Messenger RNA from Benincasa hispida (wax gourd), 1720 nucleotides. NCBI's taxonomy places the organism in Eukaryota, Viridiplantae, Streptophyta, Magnoliopsida, Cucurbitales, Cucurbitaceae. The record is from RefSeq and is a predicted model, not a curated record.
AUCUUCCAUUUACUUUCAUAACUCUUCUUCCUUCUACUUCUACUCUCUGUUUCAUCGGUCCUCGUUUUCCACCAUCCAUCAACUUGGCCAUGGCUUUGAACGCCUCUUCCACCGAAGCUAAUCUCGCCAACGCCAAGGCUUUUCUUACUGCCGCCGCCUCCUUGGCUGCCACCGUCGUCCUCGCUCGCUCCGUCGCCAACGACUUAUUGCCGCGCCAACUCCGGUCAUAUUUGUACAAUGGCUUCCGAGACAUCUUCAACCGAUUCUCCUCCCAACUCACCAUGGUCAUCGAAGAAAUGGACGGCCUCGGUCCAAACCAAAUCUACGAUGCCGCCGACACCUAUUUGGCCACCAAAGUCUCCCCCUCCACUCACAGACUCAAAGUCACCAAGCCCGAGAAAGAAGAGAGCAUCACCACCACCAUGGAAAGCAACCAGCAAAUUACAGAUACCUUCAAUGGCAUCCAAUUUCACUGGGUCCUCGUCUGUAGCCAAGUCGAGGGGCAGAAUUUCCACAAUCCUCGAUUGCCUUCCCGAUCCACCGUCCGAUCCUUCGAGCUCUGUUUUCACAAGAAACACAGAGAAAUGGUGCUCAAUUCCUAUUUGCCCCAUAUACUCCACAAGGCUAAAGAGCUGAAGCAGCAUUCUAAAACCUUGAAGAUCUACACCUUUGACUACCGUCAAAUGUACACAAAUAUUUCUAAUUUAUGGAUUCCGACCAAUCUCGAUCACCCUGCCACGUUCGAGAAGCUCGCCAUGGACUCUGAGAUUAAGGAUUUCAUUUUGAGGGAUCUCGAACGGUUUGUGAAGAGGAAAGAGUUUUACAGGAAGGUGGGUAAGGCAUGGAAGAGAGGGUAUUUGUUGUACGGUCCCCCAGGAACAGGGAAAUCGAGCUUGAUUGCAGCAAUGGCGAAUUACUUGAAAUUUGAUGUGUAUGAUUUGGAAUUAACAGAGAUCCAUUGUAAUUCUGAUCUUAGGAAAUUGCUAAUCGGAAUGGGGAAUCGUUCGAUUUUGGUGGUGGAGGAUAUUGAUUGUUCGACUGAGUUUCAAGAUCGUCAGUCGGAAACUGAAGAAGAAGAAAAACGAUCUUCUUCUAGGAGAAGAGGACUGGUGACGUUAUCGGGUUUGUUGAAUUUCAUUGACGGGUUGUGGUCGAGCUGCGGCGACGAGAGGAUAAUCAUAUUAACGACGAACCAGAAAGAGAAGUUGGAUCCGGCAUUGCUCCGGCCGGGAAGAAUGGACGUUCAUGUUCACAUGUCGUAUUGCAGUCCUUGUGGAUUUCGGCUUUUGGCGUCCAAUUAUCUUGGGAUUGAGAACCAUGAGUUGUUUUGUGAGAUUGAGGAGUCGAUUUUGAGCGCAAAAGUGACUCCGGCGGAGGUGGCGGAGCAGCUGCUGAAAGGGGACGACGACGAUAAAUCAUUAAGCGAUUUGUUGGACUUUCUCGAAGCUAAAAGAAGGAGAAAUGAAGAAGCGAAGGCCAAAAUCCUUCAAUCUGAACCGGAAGCUCCAGAGAAGGAGGAGAUGGAAGCAGAUAAUGAAGGGGAAGAAAAUGGUAUAGUGGCCCGAAGACUGAACUAAUAAUAACUUAAAUCUUUCAAAGAGAAAAAACAAAAACUAAUAAUAAGGUAAUUGUCCAAUUAUAAUGUACUAUAUAGUAAAUUCUUAAUUGCUCAAUCACAAUGUACCACUAUAUAUAAUGUAUUGCUAGUAGUACUUUGGUA